Messenger RNA from Glarea lozoyensis ATCC 20868, 963 nucleotides. RefSeq lists its product as uncharacterized. The record is from RefSeq and is a predicted model, not a curated record. Lineage: Eukaryota; Fungi; Ascomycota; Leotiomycetes; Helotiales; Helotiaceae. The transcript is spliced from 2 exons. The coding region runs from base 1 to 963 and encodes 320 amino acids.
AUGGAGCCAAUCCAGGGAAUUUCAAGCGCAAACAGUGCAAUGAGAGCAGCAAGCGAUGGCAGUACUAUGCGUGGACUCAAUCAGCCACGAACGGUUCCCAUUUUUGUCAAUGCAGCUGACAGCUUUGAACCCUAUCCCCCGACUGAGAAUCUGAGCCGCCUUUGUACAUCCUGGACCGGUAUCUUGCCAAAAGAACUUAGGGCUAAGAUUGUCAAAUACGUUCUCAGAGACCUCGAAUAUUGGGACCCCUCUACCAUUGAAGAAGAGGCUGCCGAACCCGCCCAACCCCCUCGAAAGAAACGCAAAAAGUCCCGCCAAAAGAAAAUCCCAACUCUGAUGUACAGCUUCCAAUCUCAAAUAUCCGAUUAUCAAUCCAUCUUCACCCUACUGGAGGUCUGGCCUUUGCUACGCCACGUGGUUCUCAAGCAGUUCUUUUCACGAAAAGUCGAAAUCACAAACGAUGAAGAAACUUUUAAUUUCUUAUAUCGGAUGCCAGGCAAAGAAAUGAAGCACUACCUAAAGCACAUUCGUAUCCAGUGGUGUGAUGAAGACUCUGCCGCCCUUUUCGGAAGAUUUGCAGCUCAUACUAGCCUCAAAAGGCUGGAAAUCUUCGUCAAGAAACACACGGAAGUAUUUAGAGAGUAUGAAUCUGGGCAAGGCUUUCCGGGCGGAAGUUUUGAAUGCUGUACCGGCUACGACGAAAUCAUCAGUAUUCGCGAAUGUGAGAAAACGGUUCUCGAGUUUCACGCUAAGCGAGAUCAUCAAAGGGAUAUUCAGUGGGUGGCCAAAUACGACGCUCAUGGUUUUGAUGGUCGCGAUGGCUUUCAUAGGGCUGAUCUUAUGAGUCAGAGAUUUAACGAAACAUGUCGUUUACCCAGAGGUCAACGCUCGCAAUGGGAUCGGCCAUUGCAACGAAAUCAAACUGAUGAGUCAGAUAUCGAACAAGAUAUGGAGUUUUCGUAG